UUGCUCAGAGCCCCCUCUGAGGAGCUGGUAUGGAGAAGACAGGGAGAGACCUCCUGCUGGAGGCCCUGGAUGAUCUUGGGGAGGACGAUUUCAAGAGAUUCAAGAACAAGCUGCGAGCAGCCCGGCAGGAGGAGUGGUACAAAGCCAUCUCCUGGCGCCAGCUGGAGAAGGGGGACCCCGUGGAUGUUAGCAACCUGCUGAUCAGUCACUAUGGGGAGCGCUAUGGGGUGGAGGUGACUGUGCAGGUGCUAGGAGACAUCAACCAGAGAGACCUGGCAGAGAGGCUCAGCAGAGCUGAUCUUUUAAGACGGAAGCAGAACUCAGACACUCCAGAAGCGCCAGAUCUGGGGGAAGAAGUUGAUUUUCAUCCAGAGCAGGAAUCAGAGACUCUGGGACACCCAGAACCAGAGGAAAGAGACAUUUCCCAAGCGAGAAGACGAGCCACACAGGGAGUUCUGGAGAAGUUGAACUUGGAGCAAUACAGAAGCAGGCAGCUCAGACUGAGGGAUCUCCAGGAGAUCAGCCCAGAGAGCAGAGAGACCUGGGUUCCUAUGACAUUAGGGGAUUUACCUUGGCAUUUCCUGAGGAAAGUCAUGGCUCUGAAUGGGACGGCCAGAAACACAAGGCUUGUGCAUGGGGCAACUGGUGAUCAGGAGACCAAUGAGGAGCAGGAAGUACAUAUUGAUUACAAUAAUCUUUCGCUGAGUAACAUGGACAGUAGCAGUUCUCUGAACCCCCUCGAUGUUCUCUGUGCCGUGCUGCUUUGCUCAGACAGUUUCCUGCAGCAGGAGAUCCUGUCCAGAAUGUCCCUGUGCCAGUUUGCCCUCCCUCUGCUGCUACCCGCCCUCGACACCCCCAAGUGCACCCUACUGCUGUGGGCCAUGAGGGACAUUGUGAGGAAGUGGAGGCCGCACUCCCUGGCAGAAAGCAGAGGGUUCAGAGAGGAGAGCCUGGUGCUCACGUCAAUGCCAACCAUUUCCUUUGUGCGGCUGGGGAGCUGCAGCUUCUCCAAGUCCAAACUCCUCAAUGACAUUCUGAGCCUUUCGCAGCAGCACCAUGAUUUCUUUGUCCAUCGGGACAUGGAGUCUGGGAACGUCCCUCGGGAAAUCGCAGAUGGGCUGGUCGAGAUUUCCUGGUAUUUACCAGCUGGGAAGGAGAGCUCAGAUCUUUUCCCAGAACCCAUCGCAGUUACAAACCUGCACGGAGACAUUGAGUCGCAUUGGCUGCAGUUCAGCUUUUUAACAGAGGUCUCCUCAGCAGUGUUCAUAGUUACUGAGAGCAUCAACGAGAGACAAUACGCGCUGUUAUCAUCUCUGCAGGGAUCAGCUACUAAAUACUACUUCCUCUUUAACUGCAAGAUUGAGAAACCCGAGGAGACCCUGGGAUUCCUUUAUAAAUUAGAGUCGGUGCUGAAACUAGACAAACUAAGUGUGCUAAUGAGAGAGAACACCCUAAAUCAUGCUCAGUUUGUGGAGAAGCUGCAGUUCACCAUUGGAAGCCUAACGGAGUCCUCCCUCAAAAGAACCUCCGUAGCAGACACGGCUGCGACAGCACGAGAAUUAGGUAUCCAGGUGGAUGAGGACAGUGAGGAAUGCCAAAGCGCGAGCAAACGGGUGGCAGGAAUCACUGCGGAAAUAAAGGACGUGGCAAAGUACAAAAGGGAAAUGUUGAGACUCCCAGAGGAUCGGUGCAAAAAGUUGGCCGAGGCGGAGAACAAGCUGUGCCGAAUGCAAUGGCAAGGGGACGCUGCCACUGGGUUCCAGGCAUCUCAGCAAAGAAAGGAAUGGUUGGACUUACAGGCUAAAUGUGAGCUUACUGAUGGGAUGGUCAAGUUUAUUACUGGGCUAGGAAAACUCUCUCAAGUGGAAACACACUUCUUCCUAAAGUGGAUGAAAUACCGUCUGGGUCAUAUUGCUCAGAGCAAUCUCUCCAGCCUGCAGGCAGACUCUAAGGAGAAAUGUCAUGCUAGAGGGGAUGAUCCUCAGCAUAGAGCAGAACUGCAUGAACCAAUUUCCUCCACUUCCUUAGGAGUUGAGCAUUUCAUGCGUGGGUUGGGGCAGUUUUAUGAAGCUGAAUGUGCAAUGGUGAAGGAAGGAAAAAAGCUAAAAACCCAAAGGCAACUCAUCCAUCUCCCAGACAUAGCAGCUGACCUAAUGCUGGAAGGGUUUCCUCUAGAACUGAUCGAUGGAGAUGUAUCCAACAUCCCACUGCAGUGGGUGACAGAUGUUCUGACUGAGCUCCAUGCCAAGCUGGGGGGAAGGUCCAGAAUGCUGGUUAUAACAGUGCUGGGAGGACAGAGCACUGGGAAAUCCACCCUCCUCAACACCAUGUUCGGCCUGCAGUUUGCAGUGAGCAGUGGCCGAUGUACACGAGGAGCCUUCAUGUCACUCAUUAAAGUGGCAGAGAACUUUCGGCGGGAACUGGACUGUGAUUUCCUCCUGGCAAUAGACACAGAAGGCUUGAAAGCCCCCGAACUGGCCAAGUUGGAGGACAGUUAUCAACGUGACAAUGAGCUGGCCACACUGGUGAUUGGACUGAGUGACAUAACCAUCGUUAACAUGGCCAUGGAGAAUGCCACUGACAUGAAGGGUGUUCUGCAAAUUACGCUAGAUACACUUCUGAAAAUGAAGAAAAUCAAGCAACAUCCAAACUGCCAGUUUGUGCAUCAGAACGUCAGUGAUGUGUCCGCACAUGAACAAAACGCGGGAGACAGGUAUCAGCUCCUGGAGCCGCUGGAUGAAAUGACCAUAGCUGCAGCUUGUACAGAAAAAGGAAUCAGGAAAACGAAAUUUCCUGGCAUUAUAUAUAAUGAUGCAGAGAAACACAAUUGGUACAUCCCUGGCUUGUGGCAUGGAGUCCCUCCCAUGGCUCCAGUGAACAUGAGAUACAGUGAGAGUGUGUUUGAGCUAAAGAAAUACCUGUUUGAAUUCAUGAGACGAUACUCAUCUAAUAGACCCCUUAAGGACAUCCCCCAGUAUAGUGAAUGGGUGAGGAGCUUGUGGAACGCUAUAAAACAUUCAAAUUCUACCUUCAGCUUGAGAAAUAGCUUUGUGGCUCACACUUAUAACCAGCUGUUUGCAAAGUAUUCUGAAUGGGAAUGGGAUUUCCGCAAGGAGAUGCAUCUCUGGGGGUCUGAGCAAGAAACUUUUAUCCAGAAUCAGCCUCAAGCUGAAUUAGACCAUGUGGCUUUAAGUAGGUUAAAAGAUGAAACUUGGCAGAAACUGCAGCAAGAAGAACGGAGGCUCUUGGAUUGUUUGCAAAAAUACAUUGAAAGUGGAGCUGCAAAUGUGCUUCUGACAGGGAAGUACAGGGAAGAUUUAAUCAGGAGCACCAAUGGCCUGACGAAAGAACUCAGACGGUAUUGGUUCAGAAAGUGUGAAGAAGCACUUGACAGUCAAAGCAGCCCAGAGAGAUUGAACCAUCAGAUCCAAGGCAUGAACAUGAAAACAAUGAAAGGGAAAGCGGACGGUCUGUUGGGACACUGCAGGAAAAGGAACCUUUCCUCGGAAAGGGACCCCUUUCAAAAGGGGAUCAGGAUAUUCUGUGAGGAGUGUCUGAGGCCUGCCCUGGUGGAUUAUGUUAAUAGGAUGCUUGGUAUAAAAAUAGUGGGCAAUUUUCUCAACAGUGCACAGGCGAUUGGAUAUGGCAAUCGGAGCAUCUUCCAGUUUUGGUUGCUGAGCAGACUCCUGAAGGAGAUGAACUUUGAUGGUUAUGUGAAAUAUAUUAAUAACUACCAAGAGUUUGCCAAAACUUGGAUAUGGACACACCUGCUAGAUCACUACAAAGAGACUAGGGGCGUGGAAGAUUUGGAGAGAGAGCUUCUGUCCACAGUAAUAAAGAAAAUCAUGGAUGCUCUGGAGAACUCCAAGACUCAGACUGACUUUUUAGGCAGCUUUUUCAAAUAUUUGCAGAGGGAUCUUGUAAUGUCCAGGGACAGCUUAGCCAGAAUGCAGCUUCUUAUCACAAAAAACUCAAACCAGUUUCCCAAUGCUGUUCAAGUCUUUCUGCGUGCACUUGAGCAAGUCUUUCUGCCUGCACUUGAGCAAACAAUCUUAUCUCAGUUUAAAGACUUGGAUGUAGAGUCUAAGCUCUCCAGCCUGCCUCUGAAGCCCGAAGAGGAGAUCUGGAAGCGCGUGUUUGGCUGUGGGAAAUGCUGUCCAUUCUGCAAAGUCCCCUGUGAAGCGGAAGGCACCAAUCACAAAAUUCAUUUUGCAUCAGUCCACCGGCCUCAAGGGCUAAUGAAACCCAAGAGAGUCUUCUUACCCUGUUUGGCACAUGGCCCAAAACUUGACCAUUCUCCGUGCUAUUCCGGAUGGCUUAUCAGGGAUUCCCACGUCCACGUAGGUUACCGCCAUUGUUUUUGCGAAGAUAACAAUGUCUUGCGCUGUCAUUCUCCAGCAGAUUCCAGCUACAAAACUUCCAACUAUUGGAAGUUUGUUUUCAAGGAGUUCAACCAACAGUUUGCUAGAGAGUACGGUGCUAAACCAGCUGAUCUGCCCAGGGACUGGGGUAAUAUAACCCAAGAGCAGGCACUGAAAAGUUUAGAGGAAGCUUUUAAAGGGGCAAUCUCAGUGCCAGGUCAAAACUGGCUCCAGGCUGUACAAAAGAAACCUAAGAUAUUUCCAUGAAACAUAUUAAAUAUACUAAAUCUGCUGCUGUAGUGUUUGCAUCUGGAAUGCUGCUGCUGAGUUUACCUCACACUAAAUCAUUGGCUCAUUGUCCCCCUCUAGUGGUUGGAGUAGAUGUAGACAUCGAUGCAUCUGCUCCUGCCUUUAAGUUACUGGAGCCAGUCUUUUGCCUCAGGCAGUAUAGACUCAGGUUUUGAG
Messenger RNA from Mauremys reevesii (Reeves's turtle), 4826 nucleotides. Its product is annotated as up-regulator of cell proliferation-like. NCBI's taxonomy places the organism in Eukaryota, Metazoa, Chordata, Testudines, Geoemydidae. The record is from RefSeq and is a predicted model, not a curated record. Bases 30 to 4628 code for a protein of 1532 amino acids. Gene Ontology annotation, molecular function: GTP binding. The transcript has 3 exons.